Thermothielavioides terrestris NRRL 8126 is the source of this 1604-nucleotide messenger RNA. RefSeq lists its product as uncharacterized. Lineage: Eukaryota; Fungi; Ascomycota; Sordariomycetes; Sordariales; Chaetomiaceae. The transcript is spliced from 2 exons. Bases 262 to 1146 code for a protein of 294 amino acids. Gene Ontology annotation, molecular function: RNA binding. The record is from RefSeq and is a predicted model, not a curated record.
CUGAAUGGCAGUGCGACCACGCGUCCCAUUUCCUUGACUGCAAUCUCCUCCGUACAUAUAUCCGCAGCUUUUCGUCCCGGCUGUCCUGUCAACCUCAUUUUCGCCGAAGAUAUCCUGAGCAGUUGCAUUCCUCGACUCUGCAGCCUCCCACGCGCACUUGAACGUUGCCGAUACCUCGACACCCCGGCACCCCGCAGCCCCGCAGACCAGCAAGCAGCGGCCUCCCUACCACUGACCUUAUUAUCGUCCAUCAUCGCCGACAUGGCCACCACAGUCCACGUUAAGAACAUUGGCGGGAAGGCCAGCGAUGAGGAAAUCAGCAACUUUUUCCAAUUCUGCGGCAAGAUUUCCUCCAUCGAGAUCACCAGCGAGGGCACCGGCGAGCACGCCACCAAGAACGCCACCGUAACCUUCGAGCUGCCCACCGCGGCCAGCACCGCCCUGCUCCUCAACCACACGACGCUCGGCGGCAACGAGAUCGCCGUCACCGGCUCGGCCCCGGCCGACGCCACGCCGUCCUCGCGCGACCCGCACCGGCAGGACUCCCCGCACCUGAGCCAGGAAGAAAAGCCGCGGGCGCGGAUCCUGGCCGAGAUCCUGGCGCACGGCUACGUGGUGGCGGACCAGGGCCUGCAGAAGGCGAUCCAGCUGGACGAGCAGCACAACAUCUCGUCGCGCUUCGUGGCCACGCUGAAGCACCUGGACGCCAAGACGGGCGCGACCGACCGCGCGCUGGCCGCCGACGCCAACUACCACAUCUCGGCCCGCGCCAGCUCGCUGCUGACCGGCCUGAGCUCGUACUUUGAGCGCAAGUCGCGCGACACCGAGGCCGGCCGCCGCCUCGUCGCCUUCUACACCAACAGCCAGAAGCAGGUCCAGGACAUCCACGCCGAGGCCCGCCGCCUCGCCGAGCUGAAGAAGGAGCAGGAGGGCGGCGGCAAGUUCUACAAGGGCCUCGGCCUGGACAAGGUGCUGGGGAGCGUGCACCCGUCCUUCGCUACCGCCGCCGCCGCCGCGGAGAAGCCGACCGAGGGCAAGAAGAACGACGAGGUGCCCGGCGGCGCGCCCGCCCAUGCGGUGGCGGCCGAGUCUGCGACGACGCCGGCUGCUGACGCGAAGGCCGGUGCUCCUGAGGUUAUUCACUAGCUGCUUUUCUGCUAAAAUACCGUGGUGGUUCCUCAUAUUGUCGUUGUUUCCCAUGUCGUGGUGACUGGUUUGGUGGCCGGGAUGAGGAAGGGAUCUGAGCCAUUGCGCCCUGCUUUUUUUCAUGGUCUUCUUUGCGGUGAAGCUUUGGGGUGCAACCAACGAAUUUGUCUAAGUACCCAGCAGGCACACCAGCCGCAGUGAGAUACCGGCGGCUCACUGCCAAAAAUGAACUCGGCGGCUCGCCGAUUACACCACCCGUUUGUCUCUCUUCCAUGCUGUAAAAGACGAGGUUUCUCUAACCGCUAUGUCACGGAAGGCCAUCUCACUCGCAACGAAAAAUCUCUACUCGGUAUUCAGGUCAUGCGAAAUGGAUAUAAGAUAAAUCAAAUUAGGUAUAUACUAGCCGGGCAAUGCAAGAACUGCUUUUAGACGCCCGGCAACGGCUCAACUCACAGUGC